UAGAUCGGCAGUUUUCACGAUAUUCGCGUCGUAGCCAUCAAGUGGGUGGUGUCAUUCUAAGAACUAAUUGUGAAUCGCGAGUGAGUGCAUUGGCGAAUUGUGUUGGUUAGGCACUUAGUGUUAAAGUUUCACAGACACCAUGACUGCUUUUUCGUCCUAUAACAAUUUUAACAUUAUCUACUGGAUAACGCAGCUAGUAGGGCUGGCCGUCGUCAUUAUGACAGGCUGUUGGGUAGGAGUUCAUCAAGGCGGUGUCGCAUGGAAUGAGCAACCGUCCAUCCAAUUCAACUGGCACUCUCUACUGAUGACCAUCGGGUUGAUUUACCUUUAUGGAACUUCUAUUCUCGUCUACCGAGGCUUCAGACACGUCCGUAAGCAGCCGCUGAAAAUAACCCACGCCAUCAUCCACGCUGUGGCUUUCGUGUGCACGGUCAUUGCUCUGGUGGCCGUCUUCGAAUCCAAAGACUAUGCCGCGAACCCGCGACCGCACAUGUACUCGUUGCAUUCGUGGCUUGGAAUGGCUGCGGUGGUCCUGUUCGGGCUACAGUAUGUGGUCGGAUUCGUGGCUUAUCUAUUUCCGGGAGUGCGCGUAUCGUUGCGGUCCACCCUGAUGCCCACUCACAUAUUCUUCGGAGUCCUGGGAUUCGUGCUGUCGAUCAUUGCUGCCUUAACGGGUUUCAUGGCAAAAGCAAUAUUCGCUGUGCCAGAUUAUUCGAGUCUAACACCGGAGGCGGUCUUAGUCAAUAUGAUCUCACUGCUGAUGACCAUUUACGGUGGUUUGGUGGUGUUCCUAGUGACAGAAUCAGGAUACAAACGCGAGGCUCUACCAGAGGAUGCGAUACAGGUGACUCGCAAUCAUUCGUGAAAGUAGCAUAUUAUUUUUAAAUCAAGUAACCGAGUAAAACAGGGGUAAAUUGGUAAGCGGGGUAGCACUCCGGAACUCAGUAUUAUUAGCCUCCAAAGAAACAUUGACCCAUUAGAACGCAAAGAAUUUCUUAGGUUUAGUGAUGGUUCCUAUCAUUUUGUACAUAUUAGUGAAAGAUAUUGAAUAAAGUAGUUUGAAACCACUUACGAAUUAU
This is a messenger RNA of Armigeres subalbatus, 1079 nucleotides long. RefSeq names its product transmembrane ascorbate-dependent reductase CYB561-like. Gene Ontology annotation, molecular function: oxidoreductase activity. Lineage: Eukaryota; Metazoa; Arthropoda; Insecta; Diptera; Culicidae. The record is from RefSeq and is a predicted model, not a curated record. The transcript has 4 exons. Bases 140 to 865 code for a protein of 241 amino acids.